GUGGGGGUGUGAAAAGGGGGAGGGCUGCGUGGGUGGUGCUGGGGGCCACUGCCACGGCAAAGGCAGCAGCUCAGAGACUCGCAGAGGGGCCUUCCUGAGGUGGCGAGUCAUUGCGUUGUGCCGAGAGGUCACAGAAACGUCAGGAAACCGAGAAAGGCUCAAAAUUAAAACAGCGAAAAUCCACAGUUCCGUUUCUGAGUGACGAGAGGGAAAUGGGACCUCCACUGGACGUGUCGUCUCCCUUCUAUUGACCCCAGUCAGGGCUGGCAAGGUGGGCAUUGUUGCUCCGUGGGAUCUUGCUGUGCACUGGGAGACCCACCUCCUAUGCCCAUGCUGUGGGUGUCAGGUGUGUGGGGAGAUGGGAGGAUGAGUCUCUUGAAAGGAAUCCUCUAAGUUGACUCGUUCCGAUUGGCCAAAGAUGGACGGAAGUUUUUUUUGGCAACAACAUCAACUGGCCCAGCCCAAAUAGCCACGGGCUAUUUCUCCUCAUUGUCUCAACUCCCAAGCCGCCACCUCAUCACCUCCCCUCCAAAAGUCAGCCCACCUCCCCCCCGCCCCCACAAACCAGGCAAACUGACGGUGUUGCCUCUGGAGUCAACAUCUCCACGUUGGGUGGCUGACAUCCUCCAAUCUUUCGACAUUUGCCAAGCCUGGCCAGGGUGAUCUGUUCUGGAGGGUGUCGCUUCCAACACUGUUCCCCCCCUCAAUGCCCCACUCCAACACCGUCCCUCCCUAAUUCUCCUCCUACCCAAUCCCAUUCCACUCUUCAACUCAUUGGAUUUGCUAGAUUGACUCUUCCCUGUCCAAUUCUGAAGAUGUGGAAUGCCUCCACCCGUCCAGGCACUUCAUCCCACUGGAUUGUCCCAGUCAACAUCCCUUCAGGUAUGGUGCACCUGAAUAGAACAUCUGGAAGCCGGUGAGGAUCCUGAAUCUUUUAAUCUGAAAAUGGCAGGGAUGCUUUGAAAUGGAGGAGGAGCCUCAAGUGAGGAAGACAUUGAGGAACCAGUGAUACCUUCUCCUGUGCUGAAGAUUUCACAGUUGACACAGUUCAAAUGGAAAUGAAGCUCUCAAAUUCAAUGAGAUUGAACCAGUUGAAAGUUAGGGAGAUCCUGCUUGAUGUGUACCUGCUUCUGAACCAGGGUUUUAGCAUGGACCAAAAAAUCAGGGGACAGUCAACCUGAAAAAUACCCCUGAUCCCUCGAGAAGGGGCAAACAUUUUGAGCAUCUCCAAAUCCAAAGAGGUGACAGACGUCCUAGAACUUUGAUCUUGCCUCGACUGGAUCCAGACAAAUGAGGGGGAGAGCAGGUGGUGGCAGGAUUUACUGGGAGAUCCUCAUGCUGACCUCCUGAAGAUGAGGAUCUGGGAUGAGAGUUGUUUGAGAAUUUCCGAGUCUUCGUUGCCGCAUUCCCAAUCUGUGAAGAAUUGACCUCAAGUCCACUUUGUGUCUUCACAGGGAGGGAGCAGACGGACUGCCUCCCCUUUUUAUUGGGCCCUUGCUCUCUGCCAAGAUAGUCCCCCUCGUUUUUUUUUGAGAUAACCAAGUCUUCAUUCUUCUUCCUUCCUCCAAUGGCCGAUUUCCUCAAGAUUGCCAUUCUGGGGGCUCCAGGGGUUGGCAAGACCGCCAUCAUUCAGCAGUUUGUGUGGAACCAGUUUGCGGAGGAUGCUCGCGUCCCACACAGUGGGGUGUACCAUCCCUCUGUCGUCUUAAAUGACCGGAUUUACCACUUGGUCAUCUUGGACAUCCCAGCAUCGCUGGUCUUCACUGACAACCAACAGGAGUGGAUCGAGCGGUGGACUGAGACGGGCCAUCAGGGUAUCCAGCCUGCCCACGCCUACAUCCUGGUCUAUGACAUCUGCUGCUUUGCCAGCUUCGAGUACAUCAAAGCCGUGCACCAGCUCAUCGUGGCCAAAAGGCCCCCUGGCUCGGGAAAGGCUCCCAUCCUGAUCGUGGGCAACAAACGGGACCUUCAACGCCGCAGGGUGGCGCCCCGGCACAAUGUGGCGGCCCUGGUGAAGCGGACCUGGAAGUGUGGCUACAUCGAGUGCUCGGCCAAGUACAACUGGCACAUCCUGCUGCUCUUCAAGGAGCUCCUGAAGACCACCGGCUGCCUGGCAUCCAAGGGCGCGCAUGCCUCUGCCUGCCUGCAAGGGGGGCUGCGAGCCAACCGCUGCAUCAUCCUGUGAG
Stegostoma tigrinum is the source of this 2186-nucleotide messenger RNA. RefSeq names its product ras-like protein family member 10B. The transcript has 4 exons. The record is from RefSeq and is a predicted model, not a curated record. The coding region runs from base 1568 to 2185 and encodes 205 amino acids. NCBI's taxonomy places the organism in Eukaryota, Metazoa, Chordata, Chondrichthyes, Orectolobiformes, Stegostomatidae. Gene Ontology annotation, molecular function: GTPase activity; GTP binding.